Molecule: messenger RNA, 1892 nt
Organism: Erpetoichthys calabaricus (reedfish)
Lineage: Eukaryota; Metazoa; Chordata; Cladistia; Polypteriformes; Polypteridae
Product: gastrula zinc finger protein XlCGF7.1-like
Exons: 3
Coding region: 174-1055 (293 amino acids)
Biological process (GO): regulation of transcription by RNA polymerase II
Molecular function (GO): DNA-binding transcription factor activity, RNA polymerase II-specific; RNA polymerase II cis-regulatory region sequence-specific DNA binding
Source: RefSeq, a predicted model, not a curated record
CUGACGUCACCCAGGGCGACUGUUACUGAAACCACGCUGCCUCACCGCAUUGUAGUAAGAACUGCACAAGAGGAAGACUGUGGUGGAGUGAGGCAGGAGUUUGAACGAGGUUAGAAAGUUGUCUAUCGCCGACAAACAGAAGAGAAAAAUCUGCCAUUUACUGUAAUGUAUAAAUGGAUGUGAAAGAGAAGACUUGCGAGGCCAACAUGAAUAGCAUGGAGGAGAGGACUGUAAAUUUUGAGGAGGAGGACUGUGAGUGGGAGAGUGUCCAUCCUAAACAGGGGAGUCUGAGCAUUAAGGAAGGGGACCAUGAACUGGGGUCAAUGAGUAAAGAGGAGUCUUCUAUCAAUGUAAAAUAUGAAUCAUUACAGUCGGACACAAAGACGAUUGAAGAAAUUUCAUCUCCUAGAACUUGGGGAGGUCAGUCACCACCUAAGACAUCAUCUGAAACAAGAAUCAAACUUCACUGCUGUUCUGAAUGUGGCAAACAGUUUUCACGAAGAAGCCAUCUUCUACGCCACCAAAGAAUUCACACAGGGGAGAAGCCAUAUUGCUGUUCUGAAUGUGGCAAAACAUUUUUACGGAAAAACAAGCUUCAGAGCCACCAAAGAAUUCACACAGAGGAGAAUCCAUAUUGCUGUUCUGAAUGUGGCAAAACGUUUUUACAGAAAAACAAGCUUCAGCACCACCAAAGAAUUCACACCGGGGAGAAGCCAUAUGACUGUUCUGAAUGUGGCAAAAUGUUUUCACACAAACAGUAUCUUCAGCGCCACCAAAGAAUUCAUUCAGGAGAGAAGCCGUAUUGCUGUUCUGAGUGUGGCAAAAUGUUUUCACACAAACGGUAUCUUCAGACCCACCAAAGAAUUCACACAGGAGAGAAGCCGUAUUGCUGUUUUGAAUGUGGCAAAACAUUUUUACGGAAAUACUAUCUUCAGAGCCACCAAAGAAUUCACACAGGGGAGAAGCCGUAUUGCUGUUCUGAAUGUGGCAAAAUGUUUUCACAGAGAAAGGGUCUUCAGCACCACCAGCAAAUUCACUCAGGAGAGAAGCCAUAGUGCUGUUCUGAAAUAUUUUUAUGGAAAAAUGAGCUUCAGUGCCACAAAAAAAAAUUCACACGGGGAGAAGUCAUAUUGCUGUUCUGAAUGUGACAAAAAGUUUCCACAGAGGCGCAAUCUUCACAGCCACCAAGGGAUUCAGAAAAGAGAGAAGCUUGUUUGCUGCCCUGAAUGUGGAUAACAAUUCUCUUGCCAUGGUAAUCUUCAGACGGACAUUAAAACUCACACAGGAGACAAACGUAUUCUUGUUCUGAAUGUGGCAAACAGUUUUCACAGAGAAGCAGUCUUCAGAGCCACCAAGGAAUUCACUUAGGAGAGAAGCCCUAUUGCUGCUUCGACUGUGGUAAACAAUUCUUUCUCAGUAGUUAUCUUUAGAGUGUGAAAGUAGCACUAUGUAAGCGCCUGACCCGGCACAGACUCACACUGAGGCUCGUGUAUAAAACACCAAGACUCAUUUUCUUCACCUGUGGGGCACGUCUUCCCUGUGAACCCCACAGGCAAUACACAGUCCCAAAAGCACUCCAGAACUAAACACAACGCUCCCUUCUCAAACCACCACUCCUCCCUGGCAACCUCUUUCCUCCCAAUUCUGGCCUGAGUGGUGGUUGCUGGCCCUUUUUAUAGCCCACCUGCGUGCUCCAGGUGCUUGAUCACCUGCUUCUGAUUGCACUGCUGGGCAGAGCUGUAGAGUUGUCCAGGCCGGCUCAGGGAUCCAUGCAGCACCCUCUGGCGGCCACCCCAGAUCCCAACAGGGUUGUGGGGAAUUCAGGUACCAUCCUCAGCCAUGGAGGCUGCCACCAAGCGUCCCAGAGCAGGUAUUGAGCAGUCCAUGAUUGA